Messenger RNA from Rotaria socialis, 663 nucleotides. The record is from the annotation of a GenBank genome assembly. Lineage: Eukaryota; Metazoa; Rotifera; Eurotatoria; Philodinida; Philodinidae.
AUGGAAGAAAAUGAUCUAUAUACAGAAAGUAAAUCAUUAUCAACUGUUCAUUGUCCACCUAUAAAACAAUCAAUUGUUACGAAAAAAAAUGAUAAAAGUCCAUCACCGUCUCGAAGCUUUGAUUUUUAUGGUGAAAAUGCAAAAAGACAAAAAAGUUGCACUCAACUAACAUCAAGAUCUGUCACUAUACGAUGGACUGAACAUUCGCUUGGUUCUCAUUCAACUGUACCGAGUAGAACGAGCUUUGAACAAUUAUUACAUUGGUUUACAAAUUCUUGGUCAGAAGCCGAGCAAAAUGAUUUUCUUCGUCGACUUAUUGUUAAAUUUGACGAAAGACAACAAUACUUUGUUUCAUGUGUAAUCACGCAACGUCGUUAUCGUGAUUUUAUUAGUCUAUUACCUCAAUCAGUUGUAUUUGAAAUAUUAAAGACUUUAACUCUUCAAGAAUUAUCACGAAGUCGUGAAGUAUGUAAAAAUUGGAAAUCAAUUGUUGAUCGUGAGCCCGAUCUUUGGAAACCAAAAGAUGAAACUAAAACAGCAGAAAUGGAUAAAACCAUACAAGUUGAUUGGGAAAAAGUUCAUAAACAAAAUUUAGCUACAAAACGUAAUUGGCUAGCAGGAACAGCUCAACUUAUCAAAUGUGCAGGACAUAAAGAAAGGUAA